AUGGUCCAAAGAUCCAAAGGAACUAAGCCUCAGGAGGUUACAGUUACAUUGCUGUGUGAAACUCCAUGUCCGGGUUUGAUUGAUCAUGGGAAUCUAGUUAAACCACUACCACAGGUAUCUUCUCAGCCAUGUCCAGUUUCAGCAUCUUUGGCACCGACUCAACACCAGCCACCACCUCCACUUCCAUCACCACCACAAACGUCACCAAUGAUUUUUGAGAAGAAAACUCUACUAACAUCACCAUCACCAAUGAAUGUUCCAAAAGCACCAUCUUUGCUUUCAUCUCCUAUCAUGGAUAGUGAAGGUGUGGUGUCACCGCCAAAGGUAAGCGGUUUUGCUUCAUUGUUAAAACCCCCAUUACUCCCUAAAGAGAAAGCAAAAAACACCACAGAGGGUACGGUAGGGGAGAGCUCAAGAGGGAAUGGUGCAAACCGAACUAGGUUGAAGCCUCUAUAUUUGUAUAAGGUUGUAGCUAAUGUAGACCAUUCAACUGUGUGGGAUCAGAUCAGUGAUGGCUCAUUCAGAUCUCUUGCAAUUUCUCGCAAAGGAAUCCUGGAUGCACUCCAAGAUGGCCAAGGACUCAGUGCUGAGACACUUGAAAGACUCACCAGAAUAGCUCCUACUCAAGAAGAAGAAGCGAAACUAAUCCAUUUCAGUGGAAAUCUAGAUAAACUUGCUGAUGCUGGGUCAUUCCUCUACCACAUCCUGAAAGCAGUUCCGACGGCAUUCAUUCGUUUGAGCCCUUCUUUUCAGAUGGAGCUACGAUUGCGAAGUUAUUCAACUUAG
Molecule: messenger RNA, 786 nt
Organism: Sphenostylis stenocarpa
Lineage: Eukaryota; Viridiplantae; Streptophyta; Magnoliopsida; Fabales; Fabaceae
Source: the annotation of a GenBank genome assembly